AUGCAACUCGUCCUGUCGCUCAUCUGCCUGGCACUAUGGUCUAACUCAGCACACGCCUUCUACCCAUACACGCCAGAAUGGCGAGAAUCUAGUCUCGAAAGCGAGACCAAGAGAGCUGCCUCGCUUGACGGCUCAGAGGGCCUCGCGUUUGAGAUCCAGCAGCGACACGGCAGGCCCGACGCGUCACAUGAGUUUGCACGCCUCAUUGCCAAAUACAACAAUCGCGAAGCGCUGGUUCGCCGAAAAAACUCCUACGCAGUCACAUCGGCCACAACACCUACCACGAGUGACGCCGCCGGUAUCAACCAGGAUGGAACCGACUACUCAUACUUCAUACAGGUCGGACUAGGUUCCAAAGGUACCAAAGCCUACAUGCUAGUCGAUACCGGAGCUGGCUCUAGCUGGGUCAUGGGCACCGACUGCUCUAGCGAGGCAUGCGCCAAGCACGAUACGUUUGGCUCUGGCCAGUCCGACUCCCUUACCAUUAGCGACAAGGACUUUUCUAUAGCCUACGGAUCCGGAAAGGUCAACGGCAAGCUCGCUACUGAUACCAUCUCGGUUGCCGGCAUGACCAUGAAAUACCAAUUCGGUCUUGCCUCUACCACCUCGAAUGAGUUCAAGGACUUUGCCUUUGAUGGUAUUCUCGGCCUGUCCAUGGGCAGCGGUGCUAGCGCCAACUUUCUCACCACCAUGAUCUCGUCCGGCGCUGUCAAGAGCGCCGUCUUUGGUGUCGCCCUGAGCCGUGCUGCUGACGGCGGUACAUCAGGUGAAAUCAAAUUUGGUGGCACAAACUCGGCCAAGUACACAGGCGACAUUUCAUACACUCCUCUUGCCUCCAAGGAAGGGGACUGGACCAUUAAUCUCGAUGACAUGUCUUUCAAUGGCGAGAAGGCCGGCGUUGGCGGCAAGUUUGCUUAUAUUGAUACUGGCACAACCUACAUUUUCGGCCCAUCCAGCAUCACGGAUAAGCUCCACGCCGUCAUCACUGGCUCCAAAAAGCAGGGCGCGUACUACAGCGUUCCUUGCGACUCGACGACACCAAUCAUCGUCACCUUUUCCGGUGUUGAUUACAAAAUUCCUGCCAAGGAUUGGAUCGCACCAAAGAACAAAGACGGGACCUGUUUCAGCAACAUCUAUGGCCAGGAAGUUGUUAAGGACUCUUGGCUCCUGGGGGCCACCUUUCUCAAGAAUGUGUAUGCUGUCUUUGAUAAGGAUGGAAGCAGAAUCGGAUUUGCACGGACUGCCGGCUCAGAUGGCUUGGACUCGUCUUCAACUUCCUCUGCUACGCCUUCAGGUUCAUCCAGUGCGUCGACCAUGGCUACUAAGACUUCAUCGGCGGGUCCUUCCGCUUCAGCUAGCAAGCCCGCCUUGGGUCUCACUGGUCAGGAAACCACGACUGAUGGAGCCUCUGGCAGCUCAACAUCGUCGGGAGUGGAUGCUACCAAGACUGACGACAAGGGUAACGGGGCUACGUCUGGGUUGCACGCCCAAGGCGCGCAUCUCGCCUCCAUUCUCGGUGUCGCUGCUCUGUUGUUUAUAAUAUAG
Beauveria bassiana ARSEF 2860 is the source of this 1545-nucleotide messenger RNA. Its product is annotated as eukaryotic aspartyl protease. Gene Ontology annotation, molecular function: aspartic-type endopeptidase activity. The record is from RefSeq and is a predicted model, not a curated record. The transcript is spliced from 4 exons. Bases 1 to 1545 code for a protein of 514 amino acids. Gene Ontology annotation, biological process: proteolysis. NCBI's taxonomy places the organism in Eukaryota, Fungi, Ascomycota, Sordariomycetes, Hypocreales, Cordycipitaceae.